Messenger RNA from Globicephala melas (long-finned pilot whale), 5155 nucleotides. The record is from RefSeq and is a predicted model, not a curated record. NCBI's taxonomy places the organism in Eukaryota, Metazoa, Chordata, Mammalia, Artiodactyla, Delphinidae.
UAAAACAAUGUAGUAUAGUACUAUUCUCAGAGUACCAUAACGGCGCAGCCCCGCGGCCCCAGCCAUGCCCCGCCCCUUUGCUCACAGCCAAUCGGCGGCGGCGUCUCCAGAGCAUCCGUUCCCUCUACCUCUGCGCGCUCCUCUCCCGCCGCCGCCCCUUUCGGGGAGGCUGUCCCGUCUUGGAAGAGAUUCCCUGGAGAAGCCCCCAUUUCUUGGGGAGAAACUGAGAGCCGGAAGGUGCACCCGAGUGCCGAAAAGCGCUUUGAGGUUGAUCCCGAGUUCGAGGACCAAGCCUGCCCUCUAACCAUUUUACAGAUGGGGAAACCUGAGGCCCAAGGAAGGGAAAGUCCUGAUUAAGGUCACCCUGAGCCGAGAGCAGAAGCCCGGGCCAGGGUUUUCUCUGUGAAGAUGGGUCUGCGGGUGGGCGCUUUUGGAGGGGGGCACAGUCCAUGUGGGUGCUGGGGCCAAAGCCGAGGCACUAACGGUGCUGGCUAGGGGAUCGUGAGUGCGUGAGAGGCUGGACUCCUCGCUGCCUCAGUUUCCCCAGCACUACCUCUGGUGGGGGUCGGGAGACAAGGCAACUUGCCAAACGCGACUGUCCUUAGGCUGUCCCCGCACCUCCCCAAGUCUGACGGAGGCUCCUUUCUGCGCGCUACCUCGCAGCUCUUGAAAAUCCAGUCCUCCCGUUCGAGCCUGUCGGCGUUCUAUUGGAAAGACCUUAGGCUUUUGGUCUCCACUCUAGAAUGAACUGUUCAGACUGCCGCGGGAAGCGUUCCUGGAGCUAUAACUGCGCAGGCGCAAGGACAGCCAACCCGGAAGGCGGAAGAGCCGGUCGUUUCGCAGAUUCGCACGAGCUGUCAGAGCUGGUGUACUCUGCCUCCAACCUGCUCGUGCUGCUCAAUGACGGGAUCCUACGGAAGGAGCUUCGAAGAAAGUUACCUGUGUCCCUGUCCCAGCAAAAGCUGCUGACAUGGCUGAGCGUGCUGGAGUGCGUGGAGGUGUUCAUGGAGAUGGGGGCUGCCAAGGUGUGGGGCGAAGUGGGACGUUGGCUCGUCGUUGCCCUCAUCCAGCUGGCCAAGGCUGUACUGCGGAUGUUCCUGCUGAUCUGGUUCAAGGCUGGUCUCCAGACCUCACCCCCCGUCAUUCCGCUGGACAGGGAGGCCCAGGCACCGUCGCAGGAUGGUGACCGCAGCCCGGGCAGCCAGGAGCAGUCAUAUGUGGGGAAGCGGUCAAAGCGAGUGGUGCGAACUCUCCAGGACACUCCGUCCCUGCACUCAAGGCACUGGGGAGCCCCCCAGCAGCAGGAGGGACGGCAGCAGCAGCACGAGGAGCUGAGCAUCACCCCCACCCCGCUGGGGCUGCAGGAGACCAUCGCAGAGUCCUUGUAUAUUGCCCGGCCCCUGCUGCACUCCGUCAGUGCUCAGCCUGGGCCUAUGGGGUCAGCGGUCGUGGACACCCUGGCUCCUGUCUGGUGUCGUGGAUGUGACCAGCCUGAGCCUCCUGAGCGAGAGGAAGGGCCUGACCCGGAGGGAGCGGCUGGAGCUGCGGCGCCGGACCAUCUUGCUGCUCUACUAUCUGCUGCGCUCCCCGUUCUACGACCGCUUCUCCGAGGCCAAGAUCCUCUUUUUGCUCCAGCUGCUGGCAGACCAUGUCCCAGGCAUUGGCCUGGUCACAAGGCCACUCAUGGAUUACUUGCCUACCUGGCAGAAAAUUUAUUUCUACAGUUGGGGCUGACAGACAUUCCACAAUUGGGGUGUGGGGAAGGGCAGGGGGUGCCUCAACCCUUCAGUCCCCUGGUCCCCUCUGCCCUAAUAAAACUGACUCUGGCAGUGUCCAAGCCUGUGACCUUUCCAUGCCCACUGCCCAGGGUGCCUGGCGCUCCCACCCUGGCCAGGCUCUGCACACAGCCCUGGUCACCACUAGAUCUCCCCUAAUAGCCUUUUGACUUUGCAUCCUCCAGUGAUGGAGACACAAGCCUGCACCUUGUCACUGAGCUGGGAAGCCACCGCUAGGACUGGGACCUGGGCUUCUCCAGCCACAGAAAGCUGGCGUUUCUCCUCACCGAGCAUGGGAACCUGCCUGCCACCACAGCUGCGGGAGUGAACGCUGCUUCUCUCUCACCGGUCCCUACUGACGACAAACGAGGCUGAACCUAGACAGUGGAUGACAGCUGCCCCUGUGUCUUCUGGCCGGAGCCUCUGUCUGCCCCUCCCCCUGCCGGGGCCUGUUGCCUGCCAGCCGCUCUGUGGUGGAGCCCGGUGAUGGUGGGCCCGGCUCAGUGCAGAGCGGCACCUCAAGUCCUGAACUCCUGCUUGAGAGCAAAAGGCUGUUCUGCUGUGGGAAAGGAGCGUCAGGCACCAGCCAGCAUUGGGGCUGACACCGGGGCGGUGGUAAGGUUGGCAGGGAUGGGAGCCUGAGAGGCUCCGGGGAAAGCCGGGUGCAGGUUCACGCGGUAUGAGCUGGGGUCUCCCCCAUGUUUUCCCUGGUGGCCGGGCCUGCGGUGGAGCCAUGCACGCUGCUGGGGAUGGUAGAGGGGUUUGGAUGGUGCAGCUGCUCUUUCUGCCUGGACUUCCUCCUUCCUCGGCCUUUGCUGCCUUUGUGCUGUGAGCAGACCACAUGCUCCUGCUCGAGUUUCUAGCCAGACGGGCAGCCAUUUAGGUUCUAAGAGGGCUCCAUCUGCACUGUGUUGGCUCUGCCUUAGCUCCAUCCCGGGAGGGGCCGGCCCUUCCCUGACUGCUUUCCCCAAGUGCCUCUUGAGAAGCCCCACUCAGGUCCUGGCUCGGGGAUGAAGGUACUGAGCCUUCAGGCGGUCAUCACUCGAGACCCGUGACUUUGGGUUGCCUAGCAGGCGUUGCUGGGCACUUGCCGUGUAGUGGGCUCUGUGCCUUGUGAUGUGCGGUCAGAAAUGAGUCAGGCCCAGCUCCUUGCCCUCACUCUUGACGAUAGGGGAGACAGAUGUGUGGACGCAUCAGUGCCCUGGGUUAUUGCAGUAGGUGGAAGCGUGCAGGGAAAGUGGUCAGAUUGGAGCCGUGCAAGUGGGGCUGCCUGCCCGCUGGGACCAGCCGGAGGGUAUGCUGGUCAGGGAACCCUCCAUUUAAGCAGGCUUUUAAACUGGUAAAACUUCAUCUGUUGGGCACUGGGCAAACUGGGAGCAGAGGCUGCGUGUGCAGAAACAGCAUGCGUAGUGUUGCAGUGGGGUGAAGCCCCUGCUGGAGCGGAGGGGAGUCGGUGGGAGCCGAGGGGAUGAGGUUGGAGGGGGAGGUCAGGGCCAAAUCCACUGGGCUGUCGAAUACCAGGCAAGAAACUCGGACCUGCCUUUAGGAGGCGGUGGGGAGGGGACCUGUUUCAAAACUCAGCACUGGUGGUGUGCAGGGUGGCCCGUGAGUAGGGGUGGAAAAUGGAGCAGGACGCUGUGGCUGGAGACCUGCCACAGUGGAUGGGGCUGAAUGAAGACAGUGGCAGGAGGGAGAGGGGUUUUGGUGUAACCUAGCCAGGCCAUGGGGACUGGUUGUGGAUAGAGAGGAAGAGGGGGGCGUCUCGGAGGCAAGGAAAUGAGGGGUUUGGAGUUAGGCAGAGCCAGAGCGUCUGGAACUUGUGGUUCCUGGCCGGGUCGGGGGGGUGGGGGGUGUGGAGGGAACCUUGGUGGGGACAGAGGAUGCUGAGUAGGCUUGUGGGAGCCAGCCGUGUCCAGGACACAGAAAGAGAGGUGGUCAGUGGGAAGUCAGCGUGUGGCUUCGAACAUGAGCCAGGUCCACACCGUGUGAAUGGGGGCCGGGCAGGAACCAGAGGGCUGCACGGCCUUGCUGCAGGCCUGUGAAGAGACUCGGUCUCCAGCCUACCGUCACGCUGCAUUUAUUCAUUCAACAAGUGUUUACCGAGCACCCGCUGGGUGUCAAGUACUGGGCUUCCUGUAGUCCCUGCCCUCGGGAAGCUUAUGCUCGAGGGGACCAGGUCCCAGGCUUUGCCACCUAACCUGAAAUCCCUGUCAGCCUCAGGGGUGGUGGCAGGGCCUGUGGCGUCCCGGGGCCAGGCUCUUCUAAGCUGCGGGGAGCGGCGUGGGGAAGGCCCUCAGAGCAGGCUCUGCUCAGUCGCCUGCUCUGGGCCCGCUAGCUGGCAGGACCUUCGUGGGAUUGCGGAGGCACGGGAGGGAGAGUUGGGGCAGUGGUGGGGGCGGGAGGAGGGGAUGAGGCUGAGUGGGAGCAGUGGGGACUCCAGGUGUGAGGGUUCGGUGACUGUGACCUCGGCUCAGGGCCUCCUGUGUGCCAGUCCCUAGGUACACACGUGUGUACCUUGCCUCACAGGUGAGGGAGCCGAGGCCCACAGAGAUGAAGUGAUGUGUCCGCCUAGCAAGAGGCGAGGUCAGGGUCCGAACUGAGACCUGUGCCCGUAACCAGUGAUGGCAGCAACACGGUGUGGUGUGGCCCCUGCGGGUCCAUAGCCUCAGUAAAAUCAAACCACCAACCUCAGCGUGGAGGUUUCCAGCCUAGCCCCGGCGCUGGUGCUGACGCGGAGCCCCGGAACGCGCGCCCUUUGUGAGGUGGCCCUGGGAGUUGGCAGCAGGUUCUGUCCUGCCGGGGGAGGGGCGGGCAGAAGCCUGGAGCAGGGACCCAAGUCGAAGAUGGUUCUCGUUCUCGCCAUGCUGGGGGCUCUGUACCCCAGGGCCGCGCUGAGCCGCCGCCUCCUCAGCCUCAUCCUGGCGGCUGCGCUCCUCUGCCCCAAGGCGCUAAGGUAACUCCUGGGGACACGGGGUCAGGGCUCAACAGGGCCAGGGGCCUGGAAGGUGGGGACUCUGCAGUGCGGCCCCACCCUGGCCCGUUUCCCCCUCUGCUGGGAGGCGGUGGUUUCCCUUUGGGGCCUGGGCUGAGCACCCCACAUCUCCCGCAGGCCCCAGCGAUCUGUUCCUGAGGAAUUUUCAGCCCCCCUGGAACUCUUGGAGCCACUUUCUGGCCUGGUGGACGGUAGUAUCUCCUCCUUCCCCUACCCCUUCCCCUCCUCUGCCCCCAGCCCUACCUGGUGGGGGAGAGAUGCCCUAGGAGAGGGCGCCCAGGUCCAGCCUGAGGGCCUUCUCGUCCCAAACGGCAUCUGCCUGGGGACGUCUUCAGUGGACGCAGAACAGAUUCUCCCUCCCACUCAUACUCUCUUCUCUCUCCUUAGA